CUCAGCCAGUUCAUCAAAACGAAAAAAAAACCAAGUGCACAAAACCGCACCUAAAUCUUAAAUGGCGAAGCAGGAGGUGAAAAUUUUGUCAUUUUGGGCUAGUCCAUUUGCCUGGAGGGUUGAAUGGGCUCUAAAGCUGAAGGGUGUUGAUUAUGAGUACAUUGAAGAAGAUAUCUUCAAUAAGAGCUCUCUUCUUUUGGAGCUGAACCCAGUUCAUAAAUUGGUUCCAGUCUUGAUUCAUGACGGGAAAGUCAUCCUUGAAUCGUUCAUCAUUCUUGAAUACAUCGAUGAGACCUGGAAACAAAAUCCACUGCUGCCUCAACAUCCUUAUGAAAUAGCCCAAGCACGAUUUUGGGCUAAAUUCGCAGAAGAGAAGCUUUUGUAUGCGGCAUGGACUGCUAUGUGCUCCCUAGGAGAGAAAAAGGAGAAUUCACGAAAAUUAGCCAUAGAGGCUGUGGAAAAGAUAGAGGAAGUGAUAAAAGGGAAAAAGUUUUUUGGAGGGGAAAGCAUUGGGUAUUUGGACAUUGCACUGGGAUGGAUCGCUCACUGGCUGCCUAUUUGGGAGGAAGUUGGGUCCAUGCAGAUUUUGGAUCCUGCAAAAUUUCCUGCCAUCAUUGCAUGGAUGAAGAAUUUUCUGAAUCACGGACUGAUCAAACACAAUUUACCACCUAAGGACAGAAUGCUUGUUUAUUUUCAUGAGCGUAGCAAAACCUUGUCGGCUGUCCAGCAGGGGUGAUUUUCAUUUACAGUUUAGUUCUACGUGUUGGGUAUGUUUGCAAGUAAUGCAUUUUAGUUUGGUCAUGUGAGAAUUUUUCUAAUUAUGCUCUUUGAGACGAAGAAAUUAUGUGGAAAGCUUUUUCAGUACUUUAUGAAUUUUGUCUAAUAUUUGAAGGGAUCUAGCUAGCUAGAAGACUUCAAAUAAAUACGUGUUGUACUGUUGAUUGUGUAAGCCCUGUCAAAUGAAAUAAAUUUGCAUUAUAUGCUUCUUCA
This is a messenger RNA of Quercus robur (English oak), 990 nucleotides long. RefSeq names its product glutathione transferase GST 23-like. The coding region runs from base 62 to 736 and encodes 224 amino acids. Lineage: Eukaryota; Viridiplantae; Streptophyta; Magnoliopsida; Fagales; Fagaceae. Gene Ontology annotation, biological process: glutathione metabolic process. The record is from RefSeq and is a predicted model, not a curated record. The transcript has 2 exons. Gene Ontology annotation, cellular component: cytoplasm. Gene Ontology annotation, molecular function: glutathione transferase activity.